GCUUCUCUAUGAACGCCAGUGGGGACCUUCUUUAAUCGGCGUCGCACUGUCAUGCUUUUUUGGUCCCUCCGUUUUUGUUGAGAGUAACAUUUACAGAACACUUACAGCUUUAUUAGAUCAUGGUAACUACGUGUUAUUGAAGACAACACGUAUUUUCACAUUUAUUUCACUUUUAAAGGGAAACGGGCGUUUUGCUCUAUUGCUUACCGGCUAACCAUGUGGUGCCGGAGCCGUUAUGUCCUUGAAGGUCUCGCCCGGGAGUUCAGUAGAGUGACGGUUUCUCCUGUUAAAAACUUCUCACAAACUGCGUGCAAGAACACGGUCGUUGUUGAGCGAUGGUGGCAGGUACCGCUCUCGAAGGAAGGACGGCCGCCGCGGCUCCACCCCAGGCGGCAUCGGGUCUACAAAUUGGUGGAAGACACCAAGCACCUUCCGAAGGAGAAGAUGGAGCUCAUUCUGACACAGACCGUUCCCAAGUUUGGGGGCCGGGGAGACACGGUCAUCGUGAAGAAGUCUGUGGGGCGCAACAAGCUCCUGGCAGAGGGGCUCGCCGUGUACCCCUCCCCCGAAAACAAGCAGAUGUUCCUGGCUGAAAAAAAGCAGCUGCAGGAGGGGAAGCUGGAGGGGAGGACCCAGACUCGCACAGGAGAGCUGACAGUGAAGUUCCUGAAAGGCUGUCGCCUGGAAGUGGGUAUGAGGAACAACGUGCGGUACGAGCUGACUAAAGAAAUCGUCUGCCGCCAUUUCCUCCGGAGGCUAGGAGUGUUUGUCUCGCCCCAUGCCCUGACACUUCCAGAAGAGCCAAUCACGCGAUGGGGAGAGUACUGGUGUGAAGUUACGGUGAACGGGCUGGACACAGUGCGCGUCCCCAUGUCCGUGGUGAAUUAUGAGAAACCCAGGACGAAACGUCGCAAGAAAUGGCAGAAGGGGGAGGAGCCCACACUGCAGGGAGCAGAGCUGAUGCCGCAGGGGGAGGAGCCGGCACCGCAGGGGGAGGAGUCAACGCCACAGGGAGCGGAGCUGAUGCCGCAGGGGGAGGAGCCGGCACCGCAGGGGGAGGAGUCAACGCCGCAGGGAGCGGAGCUGAUGCCGCAGGGGGAGGAGCUGGCGCCGCAGGGGGAGGAGUCAACGCCGCAGGGAGCGGAGCUGAUGCGGCAGGGGGUGGAGCUGGCACCGCAGGGGGAGGAGCCAGUGCCGCAGGAGGUGGAGCCGGCACCGCAGGGGGAGGAGCCAGUGUCGCAGGGAGUGGAGCCGGCACCACAGGGGGAGGAGCCAGUGCCGCAGGGAGUGGAGCCGGCACCACAGGGGGAAACCAAAAGGCCUGGCUCAGACGAGCCAGCCAAGAACGACCCGUAACACAGCCCAAUGUCCGUUUCAGGACCGCUGACACCAGCGAGUGGGGGGGGGGGGGGAGAGGUGCAUCGUUAAAAUCUCUUAUUUAAAGCAUUGUCUAAUAUGCCAGAGACAUUUCCCCAGUGGUGACUGAAGAAAACACGUCCAAAGCACUCUCAGUCUAGACUUGCACCUAACUACUCCCCCACCCAACUCUUUGUGAUGUCACCAACUCUUUGUGAUUUCACUGACUCGCAUUACAUCAUCCCCAUGGGGGGCGUGGCUGUGGCUCUAUGCCGUUAUUGGUUGAAAAGCGUUUCUGUGUAAUCCUGGCUUGUUUCUUCUCUUUGUUAUGCAAAUGUGUCAAAUCAGGUUGGUGGGGUCAUUUCCAUUCUGUGGGAAUCCACUGAAAUUCAGUUAAUGAACUGAGAAUUGCAUGUGUCCGGGUUCCGGGUGGACAUUUCAGUUCAUGAACUGAAUUUCAGUUGAUUUUCUGAAUAGGCUGGUUUAAAAUGGGAUCAACCCCAAGCCUGGUAUGUCAUGGAGUUUGACCAGAGCACCUGCUUGUGGAAGCAUAAUCAUCAUCCUCAUCGCUAGUAUCAUCACCGUCAUCAUCAAGGGUCCUGUGUUAACUAUUGGGUGUGAAAUGGUGUCCCUCUUCUUAUCUUGUUCUUGUUUGGGUGGGAGGGGGGGAAGGACAAAACAAAAAUCUGAGCCUACGGUCAUAAAGCAUCCCGGCGUACAAGCGCUGAUCUAGGAUCAGUUGUGGCUUUUGGCUGUUUAUGGUUAUGAUUGGGAUAUGGACAGGGGAAAACCUGAUCUCAGAUCAGCUCUCAUAUGCUGAGAUACUGUACAGAUACAGAACCCUGGAAGCUUUUGCCCUCGUGAUGGGUAUAAAGAGUGAGACUGAUGUUAAAAGAGACUUCACAAACCCUAAAAGUUUAAGCUGCCAGCAGCCGUGACGCACCCUUUUGGGCCGAGCACAUUUCACUUUGGAGAGCAAGCCCUCGGAUUGGCUCGUCGCCGGGGCUGUGAUUGACAGCCCGGUUCACAAGGUGUCACUCAUAAGCAGCGAUGCGUACCCGCGGCCGCCAUUUUGUAAAGUAAUAAAAACGACGUGUGAAUCCGCGCGUCGUGAGAGAUUAGUCAUCCAACGGGCUCUCGACACGACCAGGUGGCUCGCCAAGUCUUUGAAGUGUGUCUGCAGAAGUCCAGGCUAAAGGAAACAUGUUUUGAAUAUUAAUGAGAUGGCGACGGUUGCAUUUUGUAGGAGUGCAAAGAAAAAAUACAGUAUCACAAAAUCCAGCAUCUUG
Anguilla anguilla (European eel) is the source of this 2645-nucleotide messenger RNA. It is a transcript of the gene mrpl9, whose product is annotated as mitochondrial ribosomal protein L9. The coding region runs from base 217 to 1356 and encodes 379 amino acids. The transcript is spliced from 7 exons. Lineage: Eukaryota; Metazoa; Chordata; Actinopteri; Anguilliformes; Anguillidae. The record is from RefSeq and is a predicted model, not a curated record. Gene Ontology annotation, cellular component: mitochondrion; ribosome. Gene Ontology annotation, biological process: translation. Gene Ontology annotation, molecular function: structural constituent of ribosome.